AAUCAACGUGGCGCACUCUUGCUAGCAAUACAAGCUCCGAAAAAGCGGCGCGGCGCGUGAACAGGUAAAAGAUUGAAGUUGGGCUUUUUUAAUUAACUCUUUGCGCGUUGGUGGACACUAAUUGUGCGAGGAAUUUGUACGAUAAAUCAUCUCUAAGAGCCGCUAAUCGAUCGAUCGCCUCUUGGGCUGGCCAGACUAGUCGAUGGUAAGUUUAUUACUGUUUUCUUCGAGUCUUCCUUCUCUAUAUCUCUGUUAUGUCUUCUAAUAUGCUUUAGGAUUUUGACAAUGUCGUGGUCGUUCGUUUUUCUAGGUUCGAACAAAUCGGCCUACUAAAAUAAAUGACGAAGAAAUUUUGAUGAAAAACAAUAGCUAUGCGCCGAAUCGUCUUGUUUGUCAUUAAAGUAAUCAGAAUCGAAUAUUUUUUUAUUUAAGAAAGUAAGGUAUAAGUGAAAAUCAUUAAUAGAUUUCUGAUCAAUUUUAAUUUGUCACUUAUCUUAUCGGUCGUUGAACGUCAAAAAAAAAAAAUACUGAGAACACAUCAGAUAAGGAUAAAAGAGAUUAUUAUAGCUGGAAGCGAAUCACCUUGCUCGAUUAUAACCAUCGGAAGAGUCAAUAAAAGAAGAGAAAUAGAAGGAAGUGGAACGACUGGAAAUAAAGCGGUGAACAAUGGAAAAGAGCGGUAUACGAAACUUGGAAAGUCGCCAAAAAUCCAAGAGCGCACGUGUUUUUUUUAUGUCGUUCUAUGUUAAAAAAAAAUUCGACCAACUCUCCUCUACGUUUGUUCAUUAACGUUGAAAUUUACUUUAAAAGCGGUAAAAAAACAUAUAUAUGUAAAUGAAAUUUUUUUAUCCUAAACAAGAUAUGAAGAGGAAGAGGGAAGAUGACGAUGACGUCUGCAAACCUUAUUAUGAAUUGCGAAGGUCCGUACUGUGUUUAUCAAUGAACAAACUACGUUCUCCCGUCCCUAUUUCGGGACACCACUGUAGGCGCGUCGAGCCGAGUUUAAGGCGUUCCGUCCUCAUCUGCAAUACUGUACGGAAAAUCGAAAAUGAACUGAAGGAAGAGGGAAUAAGAUUCCGACCUGUACCACCCUCAUCCUUUUCACCCCCAACCCAGUUGCUUGAUCCUCCACCCUCAACUGCUCCUGCUGGUCCCUGGACAUCCCUGCUAGAAAUGGAGGACGAUCUACCUAACGUCCCCUCAAACGUUUCAAUUGCUGAUCUCGAUUUUACCGCCUUAAUGUUCGAUAGGGACUCCUUAUCUGCAGUACUAACUGAUUCAUUAAACGCUUUGGCUGGUACAUUUCCAUACGGUGGUUGUAAUAUGCAAGCAGCCACCGAUGAACUUGAACAUAUUAUGGAAGUUUUAGUUGGUAUAUAG
This is a messenger RNA of Dimorphilus gyrociliatus, 1380 nucleotides long. NCBI's taxonomy places the organism in Eukaryota, Metazoa, Annelida, Polychaeta, Dinophilidae. The record is from the annotation of a GenBank genome assembly.